UGUUUCAGGUUGAGAUGUCUUAUCGUCUCAAGUCUGUUCAAUAGGUGUCAUCUCUAGAUAGGAUACCCUUCAGAAGUCUACUCUAUCCGAGUUCAGUUGACAUGCCAGCCCACCAACUCGUAUAUAUAGUUAAUCACAUAACUGCAUCAUGCGGAUCAAGACUCUUUGACUCCUCUCCUUAUAACUUUUGCUAGAAACCCGUGAACGCUAUGCUAGCAUUUGCAGUCACCUUAGCCUUGUCGGAAAAGAGCUGGCCGAUCGGAUAAGGUCGGCGGACCCGGCAAAGCGUUCACGCGGGGGCAAGUCUCCCCUCGGAUCCGUUGUUCGGCAUAGGCACUCGAGCUAAAAGCAAUGGUAGUAUUAGACUUCAUUCCCGACCUCAGGUAAGAAGGACAUUUUGGCGUCUAGAUUAACUCCAUACCAUCACAAGUGCCACGCAGGCUAUCCAACCACAAACCCCUCUCUUCAAGCAUCAUCCCAUUCCCUUCCCCCUCAACACACCGCACGCCUCGAAAAUGCGCAUCCCAUACGUCCCCAACCCACCCCCGACCUCCACAGAAGAAGAAGCAGCAAUCCUCUCCCGCAUCGCCGCCCGCCGCGCGCCCCGCCCCCUACAACCCCUAGACCUCGCCCUCCUGCACUCCCCGCCGGUCGCAGACGGAUGGAACGCGUUCCUAGGCGCCGUCCGCACGCGCACGCUCCUGUCGCCGCGCCUCCGCGAGCUCGCGAUCUGCCGCGUCGCGGUGUGCAACGCGGCGUGGUACGAAUGGGCCCAUCACGCGCCCCUCGCGGCGGCCGCGGGGCUCGGGCCGCGCGCCCUGGAACUCGUGAAGAGGGAGCGUUGGGACGCGCUUGGUGACGAGGAGAAGAGCGCUGCUGAAGACGACGGCUUGGGACCCAGGGAGUGGGCUGUGCUCAGGUAUACGGAUGAGAUGACGCGCGUGGUGCGCGUUGCGGAUCAUACGUUUGCGGCGCUUAGGGCUGUUUGCGAUGAGAGGGAGGUUGUGGAGGUUACUGCCACGGUCGCUGCUUAUAACUGUGUCAGCCGAUUCCUCGUGGCAUUAGAUGUGGGCGAGAGAAAUGCCACAGGGCCGGACGAUGUCCAGCACUAGGAUGCCUUGUUGGUUUAAAAGCGGAAUAUAUGUGUAGAAUGCGAAGGCCGUGCGUCUUGUACAUUCAGAAAUUCAAUACUAGAGUACAGGCAUCUUGCUCAAGUGUUGGUCAGGUAGUAAAAAGACGCCUUUACACCAACAUUUCUAGAUUGGGGGAGAAUUCAGUAAUUUUUUUUUCUAUAUAUGCAU
Molecule: messenger RNA, 1301 nt
Organism: Xylaria bambusicola
Lineage: Eukaryota; Fungi; Ascomycota; Sordariomycetes; Xylariales; Xylariaceae
Product: AhpD-like protein
Exons: 4
Coding region: 516-1112 (198 amino acids)
Molecular function (GO): peroxiredoxin activity
Source: RefSeq, a predicted model, not a curated record